CCGGGCCGUCACUGAAGCCCGUUAGUUUGACUCAGCGUGUCCGCGGUGCUUCAGCCGGCUCGCCAAUGCUUCUGCAUCAGUUCAUGAACGGAGCCCUGGAAGCCAUGCAUCCCACACUGCUACAGAAAGACACCACUUUUACCAAGAUCUUCGUGGGCGGCCUGCCCUACCACACCAGCGACGCCUCGCUCAGAAAAUACUUCGAGUCUUUCGGGGACAUUGACGAGGCUGUGGUGAUAACGGACAGGCAGACCGGUAAAUCCCGGGGAUACGGCUUUGUCACCAUGACAGAGCGAGGAGCGGCCGAGAGAGCCUGCAAGGAUCCUAACCCCAUCAUUGACGGCAGGAAGGCCAACGUCAACCUCGCCUACCUCGGCGCCAAACCCCGCAGCAUACAGACAGGCUUAUCCAUCGGAGUGCAGCCCAUUCACCCAGCCUUCAUCCAGAGGCAGUAUGGGUUGGCCCAACCCUACAUCUACCCCCAGACGUAUGUGCAGCCCAGCCUGGUGCUGCCCACCCAGCUCUCCAGCUCCGUGAGCAGCAGCCCUUACCUGGACUACAGUGCGGCCUACGCCCAGGCCGCCUUUGAGCAGCAGUAUCCCUACGCCGCCUCCCCGGCCGGCUUCCUGGGUUACAGCUACGCCGCCAGCCCCGGCGCCACCGCCGGGCCGGCCCCCGCCGCCACAGCGCCCACCACCGUCCACCCCACCUUGCCCUCGGCCGCCGGCCCGGCCCCGGCCUUCCUGCACUACGCUCAGCAGCAGCAGAUCCAGCCCGACCGCAUGCAGUGAGCAGGCGGGGGGGCAAGGAAGGGGGACUUUAUGAACAGAAGAGGGGAAAAUGCCCUUUGGGGUGACCCCGUUUUCAUGUACGGGGGGUUCAGCGAAAGGGGUGGGACUAUUGCACUAUAUGCUAAAUAUCAGGAGUGCCCCUUUGCUGAUGUGAUUGGGUUAAAAAGGGUAAAGGUGGGAGGGACGGGGGGGCGGGGCUGAGAAGCUUUAACGUGUUUGAUUGCUUCCAACAGCUUCUUGAAGCUGACACUUCAUUUAUUAUUAUUAUUAUUAUUAUGAUUGUUCUUUAUUAUAUCAAUGUCAUGUCGUAUUGUAGUUACCUGCAGAAUGACGUCUGUGGUACAUGUUGACGUCUGAGAGCUUUCUGGGACAUAUUUCACGCUCCAAAGUAUCUCAGCUGGAUGGGAGGGCGACUGCUGCUUUUGGACGCGGCAGGGGCAUUGGGAGAUUACCUUGAGACGCCGCCCGCUAUCUGGAGUCCUCGUGCUCUCCACGCGGCGAGGUAAAGCUCUACGCCGUGACCAACAAGCCCCACCCUGGAGGACACCAUGUUUCACCUGCAAAAAAAACAGGAAGUCUCAACAUGCAAGACUUGGCGCCGCAUGGUACUCGGCCUGGAGUCGUAUCAGGAAGACGUUUUAUUCUUUUUAUUAAAGGGGCCUUAAUAAAUACAAAAGCACGCCUUUUUUAAUCUCCCGAAGUCCCAAGAACUCAUCUUGCCAGAGAACCAAGCACAGACUUUGGAACUGUUUUCGUUCGCCGACCCGCUGCACAUGGAUGUAGACCACCACAAGCAGGAUGCGGCGCUUUGGGUCCGAGCCCGGCAGGCCGCCUAUCCGUAUUAGAUGGUAGCUGACACUGAGCGCAAACACCCGUGCGUUGUUCUGUCUCCUCCGUACGUCGCUGUCCAAGCACUGCAUUCAACAUAUUCAGUCCUCAAGUACAUGGACAAUAUUUAUAUGUAGGUAUUUAUAAGAGGUACUAAGUUAAGAGCUUUUUUACUAUGUAGUGUAGCACUGAUGCCAUUUAACCUGCAGAGGCAUACCCCACACUGGCCGGGUGGUAUCACCCACCGUGGCAGUGGAUUUGCGUGGGUGCUGCUGCAGAUGAUGCCUAUUUGUAGAUGUUCAUCUGACGUCAGCAAAUGUCUUUUAUAGUCCCUUCAAGGAAAGCCAUACAACAAAAUGAGAAUAAAGACUUUGUACUUGGCAAGGACUCCAGACCUGUUUUUC
Messenger RNA from Doryrhamphus excisus (bluestripe pipefish), 2023 nucleotides. Its product is annotated as RNA-binding protein 38-like. The record is from RefSeq and is a predicted model, not a curated record. Gene Ontology annotation, cellular component: nucleus; cytosol. Gene Ontology annotation, molecular function: mRNA 3'-UTR binding. Gene Ontology annotation, biological process: regulation of RNA splicing. Lineage: Eukaryota; Metazoa; Chordata; Actinopteri; Syngnathiformes; Syngnathidae.